Hypoxylon trugodes is the source of this 2811-nucleotide messenger RNA. RefSeq names its product DNA repair protein. The coding region runs from base 1 to 2811 and encodes 936 amino acids. Gene Ontology annotation, molecular function: damaged DNA binding; single-stranded DNA endonuclease activity; single-stranded DNA binding. Gene Ontology annotation, biological process: resolution of meiotic recombination intermediates; double-strand break repair via single-strand annealing, removal of nonhomologous ends; nucleotide-excision repair involved in interstrand cross-link repair. The transcript has 2 exons. Lineage: Eukaryota; Fungi; Ascomycota; Sordariomycetes; Xylariales; Hypoxylaceae. Gene Ontology annotation, cellular component: nucleotide-excision repair factor 1 complex. The record is from RefSeq and is a predicted model, not a curated record.
AUGUCUACAAACAAUGCUCCCCAACCGGUGAAGCUAUCACUACCUCUUGAAUACCAACAACACCUCUUCCAAGAACUCCGUGCCGAAGAUGAACUCGUCGUUAUUGCCAAGGGCCUCGGCCUCAUGCGUCUUAUCACCAACUUACUACAUAGCUACGAUGCCGCCGGAAAUAAUUUGGUAAUAGUGGUAGGCGCUGAAGAGAGGGAAAAUGCUUGGAUUGGAGAAGCUCUUGCCGAGUCCGCUGCUAUCAGCAUGGCUCCCAAGGCGAGGGGUCUGACAGUAGUAAACACGGACUUCACCAGUGUCGGAGCUAGGGAGAAGAUGUAUACAAAAGGCGGAAUAUACAGCAUUACUUCCCGGAUUCUGGUUGUCGAUCUAUUGACAAGCCUUCUGAACCCAGAGACUAUCACCGGUUUAAUUGUUUUGCACGCGGACAAAGUAAUAGCGACUUCUCUUGAGGCUUUCAUUCUCCGAGUAUACCGCCAGAAGAAUAAAACUGGGUUUCUCAAAGCAUUCUCCGAUAAUCCGGAUCCCUUCACUAUUGGUUUUUCUCCACUAGCUACAAUGAUGAGGAACUUAUUCCUCCGAAAAGCUUCUUUGUGGCCUCGAUUCCAUAUGACGGUUGCCAGCUCGCUCGAGGGCAAGAAGAAAGCAGAGGUUAUAGAGUUAGAAGUCCCUAUGACAGAUGCUAUGAGAGAAAUUCAGACGGCCAUCAUGGAAUGCGUUGAGGUCAGCAUCCACGAAUUGAAAAAGGCUAAUACGGGGUUAGAGAUGGACGAUUGGAAUCUUGACAGCGCGUUAUUGAAGAAUUUCGAUGUGAUGGUUCGGCGACAAUUAGAUCCAAAUUGGCACAGAGUCAGCUGGAAAACCAAACAAAUUGUCAGCGAUUUGACAGUUCUCCGCAGUCUUCUACAUUCAGUACUCGCCCUAGAUUGCGUGUCUUUCUUGCAGCAUCUAGAUACCAUUCAUGCUGCUCAUUCUCCACAACCGGGAUCUACGAGGCAAUCUCAGUCUCCAUGGCUAUUCCUCGACGCCGCCCAUACAAUAUUUGAUACCGCCAAGCGGAGGGUAUACGCCAGCAACGCCAAGGCUACUGCGAAAUCUUCAAUAGAGUCACUCCGUCCAGUGCUAGAAGAACAACCCAAGUGGGCUCUUCUUGCGGAAAUUCUAGAAGAGAUUGACAGGGAUCUUUAUUUCGAACCCCCGAUGAGAGAUGAUUCUAAUGGAACUAUCCUCAUCAUGUGUUCUGAUACUGCGACGACCCGCCAACUUCGAGAUUACCUGCAAACAAUGCACGUUGAACCAAAGGUCGAUAGUGACGCGAAGCAGGGUAAGGAAGAGCAUAAACCCUCUGGUUCAUUCAUGAUGAGAAGGAGACUCCGGAAUUAUCUCAAUUGGAAAAGGGAAUUUGCGCAAGUUAGUAACGCCCUUCUCGCCGAAAACCAGAAAGCCCUUGAAGGGGCAGUCGAUCCGCGACUAGCUCAAGGCGGCUACAAAGGAAAGGCGCCAGCAAAUAAAAGACGGCGAGUACGCGGAGGCGGCACCGUCGGUACAGCACCCGGAAGGACAGCCAACGGAAGCGUGGCGCAAUAUUUUGAGAAACCUAACGAAGUUGCCGAGCUCAUGGACGAAAUGCAAAUCACAGAAGAGGAAGCAAAUCAGAAAGUGGACAUCAUAGCUGAUCCUCUAGAAGAUAUGGAUGAUUACUAUGAGCUCUAUGAAAUGCAGGAUUUAGUUGUGGUACAUGCCUACGAGGGCGAUCAAGACGAACAUGUUCUCGAGGAGGUUAAACCUCGUUAUAUCAUCAUGUACGAGCCAGACGCCGCAUUUAUACGCCGAAUAGAAGUCUAUCGGUCUUCGCAUAACGAUAGAAAUGUCCGUGUAUAUUUUAUGUUUUAUGGUGGGUCGGUGGAGGAGCAACGAUAUCUUGCUACCGUCCGACGAGAGAAAGACGCGUUCACUAAGCUCAUAAAAGAGCGCGCUAGUAUGUCCGUCGUUAUGACGGUCGAUUCCCAUGGGGUUGAAGACCCCCAAGAAGCCUUCUUGAGGACAGUUAACACUCGAAUAGCCGGUGGCGGCCGGUUGGCGGCUACGGCACAACCUCCAAGGGUUGUAGUUGAUGUUCGAGAAUUCCGUUCAUCACUCCCAUCUCUCCUUCACGGACGCAACAUGAUCGUCAUACCGUGCAUGUUAACAGUUGGGGACUACGUUCUAUCACCCAAUAUUUGUAUCGAGCGUAAAUCUAUUAGCGAUCUGAUCAGCUCAUUUAAGGAUGGCAGACUUUACACCCAAGCCGAAACGAUGUUCCAGCACUACAAGAACCCAGUGCUGCUAAUCGAAUUCGAUCAGAACAAGUCAUUCACACUUGAACCAUUCGCAGACCUAUCGGGCAACCUCAAGUCGGUCAAUCCCAAUGAGGUGCCUUCGGAUCUACAGUCUAAAAUUGUACUUCUCACGCUCGCAUUCCCAAAGCUAAGAAUUAUUUGGAGCAGUAGCCCUUACCAGACAGCUGAGAUUUUCGAAGGGCUAAAAACACAGCAAGAGGAGCCGGAUCCCGUUGUCGCGGUUCGAGCAGGCCUAGACAAGGAUAUGAAGGCCGAGGACCAAGUAUUUAAUCAGGAACCCCACGAAAUGUUGGGAGUUGUGCCAGGUAUUACGCCAAAGAACUUGAAGAAUCUGACACUAGCGACGGAAAAUAUUCGAGAGGUAGCGAAUAUGAGCCAGGAGGAAUUAGAGCCUCUUAUCGGAAAAGAAGCAACCAGGCAGGUACAUGGAUUUUUUAAUCGAAAUCUAAUAGAUAUAGAUGAUUAA